AUGGCUACAACUAAGCUUUUUAUUGGAGCGCCCUUCGGGGUGCAGUCAGCAAGGUUUGAUGUAGCCGCAGUUGUUCCGCCACCAAAGAAGCCAACUCCUAACUUUCCUCAGGUGUUGUACUCCAAGCACUAUCUGCCAAGCAGGACCCAUAUGGGACCUGGAAUGUACCACUACAGUGAUGGAUCCUUCGAUGAGGAAGAGGUCAAGAAAGCCAUUGGAACUGGAUGGGACAAAGCUCAGGAGGCCACCAGGUUGACCCAGUUGCCUCACUUCCAGUAUAAAUCUGUCAUCAAAGAAAAGCGAUUCCUUGAAGGAAAGAUCGGUCCAGGAUCCUACAACUACAAAGACUUCAUUGAAUUGGCCCAGGAAAAACCAUGCAGCACUGUGGGCAUGCUCAGCUCUGGGGGAGUGCGCUUCUCAAAGAUGGUGGGAUGGCAGAAUUAUUUUCCUGGCCCUGGGAAUUAUGGGAAAGGAGGGAACCCCUACACAGAGAUGGAAGAGAAGGCCUGGGAGCGAUCACACUCCAAAGGAAUCAUGUGCACCAAGGCUAAAAAGGCCUUUGAAGUCUCUGCUGAGGGCAGUGGUUUAUCACCAGGGACCUACACUUUCAAAAGCGGAAUGGAAGAAUUACUGACUCGGACCAUCAGCAAGCGUGGGCCCUAUGAUGUUUUCUCAGGAGACCGGUCCAUGCCUAUUGCCUAUGGGCAUUAUGCCACCCAGAAAAAAAAGCCGUUUGAGCUGUUCUCAUUCAAGAGCUUUGUGGACGAGCUGAAUUCGCAUUCUAGGAAGAAACAUGGAGUCUUUGGAAAGUUGUCCCGGAGCCCAGCCGUGCCCACUGAGAGGAUAUACUGUUCCACGCUUAGCCAGUGGCCCAUCAAACAGUGUAACCUGGGCCCAGGCUCCUACAACCCUAAACCUAUGCCAGGGUAUGAGUUAAGCAACCUGUAUCCAUUUGGCUCUUCUUCUAAGAGGGUGGACCUGAAAUCCUACCAGAACUUUGUUGGAAACACAAACCCAGUGGGUGUUGGACGCUACAACCACACAAAACAUGAAGCGAGGGACCACCAGCAACGGUACCGGUCACUCUACCUGUCCAAACCUGACCGCUAUCCGUGUGAAAACCAAAAGAAGGAAUCAUUCCUACAGCAGCGGCUCACCCCCUUCAACAAAGGGAAGGAUUAUCGGCCUUUUGAUCACAGUUCGGACCCCCCUCCCUCCAGUUCCUCACAAAGAUGUCCGAGAAUAUGGCAUGAGCCAUGCCCUCCAGAGAAGCCUAGUAAUUAAAAGUAGAAGGGAAGCAAGGGAUGUGGGGAACACGGGGUGGGGUAGAAUUUGGGAGAGAAGACACCAUAAAGCUGGGAUUUCAGCUCAGCACAUCAGCAUGGUGUGAGCCCCAGAAAUUGGCUGGGGCACACUUUUGCUUCAAGAGUCAACCAACCCAAGCAAACUGCAGGUGGGUGGCAUUUGGGAAGAGGCCUCCUAGCUAUACCUUUUCAAAAAAGAUUUUCUGGGUUUUGGUGCAUUAAAGUAUAGAUUAAGGGGAAUACAUAGAGCCUCUGUCAGGACUGAGCCAGGUGUAUCAGGAAGUGAGUAGAGCAUCGGGCAAAGCUCUGGGUGUGUGGGUGUGUGGGUGUGUGCAAUUCAUGAGUGUGGUCUGGAGAUGCUUUCAACCUAAGAUGCUACCCCCUAGCUAGGGCCUUGUGACCAAAGUGGGGCUGGGAGGGAUAAGGAAGUAAGGAAGAAAGGUAGAUAAGGGUGGGCUAGACAGGAGGUAGAGAGUUUCACAGGUAGGUGUCAAGAGGCAACCUGUGCUGAAUUAGAGUCAGAGCUCUGGGUUUGAGUCUGAUUCUGUGGCUUACAAGUAAGUCAUCUCUUUGUCUCUGAGCCUCAGCAUCUGCAUCUGAAAAGUGGGGAAUUGGUAAUAUUAAUGCUCUCUACCUCAUGUGAGCAAAGUGCUUGGUAAGCCUUAGGAUGCUAUCUAGAAAUGAGUAACUGGAGAUCUGGAAAAAGGCCUGGAGAAAUCAAGAGAGCUGUCCAAGUUGAUUCAGCUGCUCCAUUUUCAAGCUGGGAUGCCUGGAGGAAGGGGUGGAGACUUAAUACUGUCUCUUAAAUGAUAUUCUCCUAUUCUCUCUACCAAUUUUCUGACUGACUACUGUCACAAUUGAAAUUAAGGCAAACUGAGGCACAGAGUUCCAAGCAAGUGCAAUCUAUUCAUAAGGACAGCAAUUCCCAAUAAAAGGGUCUUUAGCCCCUCAGCAAGCCAAAAGACAUAGAAUGAGGGCAGACAGAUCAUUUUUUAACAGACAAAAGGAGAAGCAUCCAAAAGCGAAAAGGCAGCACCAUUAAUGGGGAAAACAGUAUGACUGGCUACAAAGCUUGUAGCAUCACCAAUAGUAAAACUAUAUGACUGGCUAGAGAUUUGAAAUGUAGGGCUAGCAACAAUCCCUUCUUCCAUCUUUCAGUAUGGAAAGCUCAUUGGUGGUGUCCACCUGCGUGGCUAGUUAACCGUGUCACAGUGAUAACAGACCAGACUUUCUUGAAGCAUAAUCAGUGUCACAGAGAUUAACAGAGCAGACUCCCUGGCAUCUACCUGCAUCCUUCAAGGAUAACAGAUUUCCUUGACACAAAAAUAGAGUAGUUAUUAGCAGGAAAAUUGAACCUCUAAACUCAAUUAACUCAGAGAGGAAAGCUGAACUUCUGAACUUAACUCAGAGACAAAGAAACCUGACUUAGGAAGUAUACAAAAUGUUGACAGUGAUACAAAAUAAACUCAAUUUUAAAAAUGGAGAUGAUAUCAAUUUGAUUUUCUCACUAUCUAUAUCCUUCUUCCAGAAAUUGUUAUCAAGGCUGCAACUCUCCACAUCAACUAAGAACCAGUUCUCUUAGGGAUCUUCUUUUGUUCCUAGAUAAAAACACACACAAAUUGAUUAUUUUUAUUUAUUGGGGUUCAACCUACCUGGGCUGCAAGAGAGACAGAGAAAGAGAGAUAAGACAGACGUAGACAGAGAGCAAGAGGGACGUUUUGUAGAGGUUAUCAGGCAGACAGGUAGGUGGUGAGUGGAUAGAGAGCCACCCUUGGAGGCAGAAAAAGCUGGGUUCACAUCUAACCUCAGGUACUAGCUGUAUGAUCCUGAAUAAGUCACUUAACCUCUGUCUAGCUGGGUAUAUUUAGAUUGGGGCAGAGAAGGCUCUGGAGGGACACAACUGUUUUCAAAAACUUGAAGGACUGGAACUUAUUUUGUUUGAGAGCAGAACCAGGAGCAAGGGGGAAGCCACAAAGAGGCCAAUUUCAAUUUGAUGGCCGGAAAAACUUCAGUGAUUAAUAAUUGUCCUAAAGUGGGACAGGAUGCUUUUAUUUUCUUAUCCCGUCCCUCUCCCACCCACUG
This is a messenger RNA of Trichosurus vulpecula (common brushtail), 3386 nucleotides long. It is a transcript of the gene CIMAP2, whose product is annotated as lymphocyte expansion molecule. The record is from RefSeq and is a predicted model, not a curated record. The transcript is spliced from 10 exons. Bases 1 to 1284 code for a protein of 427 amino acids. Lineage: Eukaryota; Metazoa; Chordata; Mammalia; Diprotodontia; Phalangeridae.